Messenger RNA from Aethalodelphis obliquidens (Pacific white-sided dolphin), 6116 nucleotides. RefSeq names its product hydroxycarboxylic acid receptor 1 (gene HCAR1). Bases 2905 to 3912 code for a protein of 335 amino acids. NCBI's taxonomy places the organism in Eukaryota, Metazoa, Chordata, Mammalia, Artiodactyla, Delphinidae. The record is from RefSeq and is a predicted model, not a curated record. Gene Ontology annotation, biological process: G protein-coupled receptor signaling pathway. Gene Ontology annotation, molecular function: G protein-coupled receptor activity. Gene Ontology annotation, cellular component: plasma membrane. The transcript has a single exon.
GGACCGCCAGGGAAGUCCCAAGCCUCUAUUUUAUAUCAGGCAUUGUAAUUGAUAGCUAGAAGUAAAAAUAAGAACAGUAAUGAAAUUUGGCUUAAAGAAAAUUUAAGACUUUUUUUUAGAGCAGUUUUAAGUUCACAGCUAAAUUGAGGGGAAGACACAGAGAUUUCCCACAAACCCUCCACAUUCACAGCCUCCCCUAUUAUCAGCAGUAGACUUUCAGAGAGAGAGAAACCUAUCUUUUCUUCCUCAAUUCCCUGCUAACUCUAGAGGGAGGAAGAGAGAGGGAGUGGAAGGUGAUUCGACAAAACAGAAAGGAUGUGGAAAAAAAAGGCAAGUGUUAGUCAUUCGGGAAAAGGGAAACCCUUGUGUUAGUGUUUACAAGAAUCUCGAUGGUAUCUGCUGACCCAGAAGGAAGAAUCUUUUCCAUUUGUUGAAAAAUCCAGCCUGACCAUAUUGAGGUAGUACUCAGGGUCACCCACCCAGCUUCAUUUUGGGGCAUUCCAGCCUACGGUAGUUUCCCCUCCAUCAGUUAGCAUCUUCUUAUACAAUCACAAAGGUCCACAGAGUGAAAGUGGAGGAUAUGUGCUCUCAGUAAAAGUAGGAGUUAAUCAUCAGAUCCUUCUUCUAGGCCCCUACUGUCAAGAACAUGGACUUCAUCUCCAAGGACCUCUUGGAUUGGUGAGGGAGCUAAAUGUAGCUGUUUGGUGGAUACAUUUAUUUGUAACAAGUUCGGAGACUCACAGGUAGGGUGUGAGGAGGAAAGUGACAGGAGAAUGACACUGGAAAAUUAGUUUGGGAACCAUCUGUGAAGGGCCUUGUAGACCAACCCAAGGAACUUGACCUUUAACCUGGAGCAGAGGUGACAAACUUAAAAUCCCACAGAGACAAGGCAUGUCGAUGAGUGAAGCUGACCAGGUAACAGGGAGGGGUGAGGACUGUGGCAAAAUGGGGAUUCUUGCCUUGUCUCAAGGGUGCAGCUACUCUCAGCUUCAGCAAACUGUUACCAGGCAGGAAUGGUUGGCCCAGUGUGACCAGAUCUUCCAGUUUCCAAGAGAGGCUGGAAAUCCCGGUGUGUUUUUGUUUUGUUUUGUUUUGUUUAAUUAAAAAAUAUAUUUUUUUAUUUUUCUGCCAUGCUGUGUGGCACAUGAGAUCUUAGUUACCCGACCAGGGAUCGAACCCAGGCGCCUUGCAGCAGAACCGCAGUCUUAACCCCUGGACCUCCAGGGAAGUCCCUGGAAAUCCAGGUUUUUAUAUGACAGUCCUAGGUUUUUAAAACAUAUGGGUCAAGUCAAACUGGUUCUCAAACCAGAUACGGCUCACAGGCCACACAGCUAUCACCUUGGCAGACUGAAGGGUUUUAAGGGAAAAAAAAAAAGAUAUGAUCAUAUCUGUGCUUUAGAAAAAAAUCACACUGUAGAGUGAGAGAGGAAUUACAGAAAAUAGACUAGAAGCAAGGAGACUCAACUGUUUCAACAGGAGGGAGGUGACAAUGAUCCGUGCUAGGGUGGGGACAGAGGGGAAGGUUGUUGGGAUGACUUGGAGUCCAGGAUUCAGGGGGAAGAAUUUAGCUUUCACCAGCAUCUGGAAGAAGGCACAUUCCUCCUCUCAGUGCACGCCCUCCCCUCACCCUUUCCUAAACUGAAAGCUGAAAGGACAGACAGAUCAUCUCUAAAGCCAAAGGACAGGGAAGUUUAGCAAAGACUCUGGUCUUGGGAGCAGACUAAUUUUACUAAUGAUCGUUUUUGAGAUAAACUCCUUGACCAACUGCCCCAACUCUCAUUCUCCCCCACCAAUGGGCUCAGCACGUAAUUAAAAUUUAAAACUUAUAGGGACUUCCCUGGCCGUCCAGUGGUUAAUACUCAGCGCUUCCAACGCAGGGGGCACGGGUUUGAUCCCUGGCUGGGGAGCUGAGAUCCCACAUGCCGUGCAGCCAAAAAAGAAAACAAACAAAAAAACCAUACAGAUCAUGGCACUCUGCUCUUUGGAGCGGUGGAAUUUGGGAAGCUCAGAGCCAAAUCUUCUUUUGCUGACAGCAGAGGGAGGACCUGGCUCCCAAAGAGGCUGUUUCGUGAACACGGACGUGAGAGGUGGCUUCAGACCCAUUUCAUGGUCUUGGUGGUGGUACAACUGGUCACUUGGCUCCAAGGAAGAAUGCAAAGGGUAGGAAGGUGCAAGUGGGAGAGAGGAAUGGCGACUCACUUCAGAGAAUUUUUCUAACAGCCAGCAAGAGCUAUAUUAAGGAUUUUUUUCCUCCGCAGAUCCUUCUGAUUUUGAAGUCUGGCAUAGGAAGUGGCCCUGAGGAGAUGCAGAGCUAAGCCUCCCCUCCCUGGCACGGCCCGGGAGCGCCCCACAGGAUAAGGGAGAGGACGGCAGUCAGGCAAAGGUUAGGGAGGAAAGCGCAGGCAGAGACCCAGGACGGCUCCAGGAAAUGUUUGUGUUUCUCCACCGGGAGGGAGGACAAAUAAGCUGUUUUUUCACUCCUCCUGGGCAGCUUUGCUUAUUCUCCAGCUAAGAGAGAGGCUGAAAAUAAAAAUCAUUCUGGGACAGGACUCAACGACUCCUCUCCAGCACGAAUCUCCUCGGACCUGCCAGCUGCUUCCCAGAAACGACAACUGCGUGAAGUGACCCGCGUUUCCAAGCCCUGGGGUGCUACAUGCUUCAGCUCUCAGGGAGACAGGCAGCUUGUGACCCGGGCUCCAGAGAAAGGAACCCCUACCUCGAGUCUCCCAUUUCCUGGCCGAAGUUUCUGUUCUCCGUGGAGUGGCUGCAUCCAUGCCCACGUGUGGUACCUGUGUCCCAGGGUGAAGAAGUUGGAAACGCAGCAGCUGGAGCAUUCAGGUAAGCAUCUGUGUUUUGGGGGGAACUCCACAGCCCAACACACAGAACACUGGUCCUCUGUCCACCAUGGAAAACAGGUCGUGCUGCCUCAUCCAGUGGGACCCCAUCUCCCAGGUGAUGCCGCCGCUGCUGAUCCUGGCCUUUGUGCUGGGCGCCCUGGGCAACGGCAUCGCCCUGUGUGGUUUCUGCUUUCACAUGAAGACCUGGAAGCCGAGUACUAUUUACCUUUUCAACUUGGCUGUGGCCGACUUCCUUCUCAUGAUCUGCCUGCCCUUUCGGACUGACUACUACCGCAGACACAGGCAAUGGGUCUUUAAGGACAUCCCUUGUCGGGUGGCACUCUUCAUGCUGGCCACGAACAGGGCUGGGAGCAUCGUCUUCCUCACGGUGGUGGCUGUGGACAGGUAUUUUAAAGUGGUCCACCCCCACCAUACGGUGAAUGCCAUCUCCAACCAGACUGCAGUUGGCAUCAUCUGUGCCCUGUGGACCAUGGUCAUCUUGGGGACUCUGUAUCUUUUGACGGAGAACCAUCUGUGUGUGCAAGAGGAGAUCACAACUUGUGAAAGCUUCAUCAUGGAGUCGGCCAACGGCUGGCACGACGUCAUGUUCCAGCUGGAAUUCUUCCUGCCCCUCAGCAUCAUCUUGUUCUGCUCCUUCAAGAUCAUUUGGAGUCUGAAGCGGAGGCAGCACCUGGCCAGGCAGACUCGGAUGAAGAAGGCUACCCGGUUCAUCAUGGUGGUGGCGGUUGUGUUCAUCACCUGCUACCUGCCCAGCGUGUCAGCCAGACUGUAUUUCCUCUGGACAGUGCCUACCAGCGCCUGCGAUCCCUCUGUCCACGUAGCCCUCCACGUCACCCUCAGCUUCACCUACGUGAACAGCAUGCUGGACCCCCUGGUGUACUAUUUUUCAAGUCCCUCGUUCCCCAAAUUCUACUCCAAGCUCAAAAUCCACAGUUUGAGACCUAAGCGUCUAGGACACUCCCAGAGGCCAGAAGAGAUGUCCAUUUCAAACCUUUGUCGCAAGAGUUGCAUUGGUGUGGCAAAUAGCUUCCAAAGCCAAUCCGACGUGCAGUGAGAUCUCCAAAUGUGAUGGAUGGUACCAGAACAGACAGAUGGACAAAAUCAAGGAAGACCCAUGGGCGACUUAGAAAUAAUUCAUGCUGAGAGGUGGAGAGCUUUGAAAAUGCCAUUCUUUCUUAGCUGUAUCCUCCUCACUCUGUUAGAUACGAAAUUCAGAUCACUAUGUCUUUUUGGAAGGUUCCAGUUGAGAAGUGAGUCGGUUGCAUUUAUAUGAUUUGAUUCCAGUGACAGGGGCGUGUGUGUGUGUGUGUGUGUUUGUGUGUGUGUGUGUGUGUGUGUGUGUGUUGGGUGGUGGGUUGGGAAGAGUUUGGCUCCUGUGUAUUUUUAAAUGGCUGAGUUAAUAGGUACUAAUGUUUAAACCCAUCAUGUUCUCUCUCUGGGGGAGUUAGUGAAUUUAAUAGCCUAUCCUCUGACCUUAAAUUCUUACUUGUCUUGGAAAAUAGAAACUAGUGUAAGUCAAUAUUUUUAUUUCAGGCAGAGUGAGGCCCUUUAGACUGGGAAGUCUCGACCCCAAUGAUUUUCAUCUUCCUGGGGCUCCUCUGUACUUUUCUGACUUCUCAGGAACCCAAGAAAAAUGACAGCCAAACAAUCUGUUCCCACCUUCUUGGAGCUCCACGUUUAUCUGCAAGUCUUUGCAUUUCAAAGAAAGUACUGAAGGAUAUGUUUACCUGCCCUGAAUUUUCCAGUGGGAGCUGAGUGCUUGAAAAAAUCCCGUUAGCCUUUGGGAAGUGCUGAAUGUGGCGUAAUUGCUUUGGCUGCUUGUUAUGUGACUAUGAGUUUGAAUUAUUCAAUCACUCAUUUUCCACGUAUUUCCUGAAUUAAUAUUCUGUGCCAGGUACUGUGUUAAUGUCCCUUUUACCUGGACGGUCCUUAGUCAACUUGUGUGUGGCGGGGUGGGAGGCGUGUGUGUAGCAAGCAGACAGAAGUUAACGAAGUUCACCCUUUCAAUGAUUAUAGUUUCUAGACCUGUUCUCUGCAAACACCAGUGUUUUCCUCUUAUUGUAGGAUUCCAUACAAACAUGAAAGGGAGGAAAGGGUAGUAUCCCUUACACACAUGAAUUUCCCAAAUAUGUCCAUGGGACCCUCAAAAGUAGGUGAUUGUAUGAGUGACAUGCUGCCCCUGCCCUAGAUUAGGGGGAAAGAUUCCAAGCCAACCUUAGCUCCGUUCUCAAGCCACAAAGUGGUGAAAGUGUUCCCGGCUCCUUUAUUUACACUUUCUCCAAUUCCCAGGGGACUCUGCAGUUAAGGCCCUUACCAGUUUUUCAUCCUUUAGCUUUGAAACAUCCCACUAGGCUGUUCCUAUUAAUUCCUUCUUCAGGGGCACUGCACAGCCCAGGGAUGGGCUGUACAAAGCUUAAAUCACAGCUCAACUGCUUACAAUGUGUGACCUCGGGACAGAUUUUUUUUCCUUUGGCCGCACCACCGCGGCAUGCGGAAUCUUAGUUCUCUGACCGGAGAUCAAACCCGUGCCCCCUGCAGUGGAAGCUCGGAGACCUAACCACGGGACCACUAGGGAAUUCCCUGGGGGAAGAUUUUUACCUAACCACGUUUAGUUUCAAUUUCCUUAUCUGUCAAAUAGGGGUAACAAUAACGUUGACAUCAGGUCAUUGGGUGGAUUCACUGAAUGUAGGAUCCUGAAGCACAGGGACUUUGUUUACUAUCAUAUACCCAGAGCCUAGAGGCAUGCCUGCACACAGUAGGUGCUCAGUAAAUAUUUGAAUGAAUGAAUAAGUGCAUGUAAAACGUUAAGCGCAGUGUCUGGCAGUAAGUGCAUAAUAUUAUGAUGUAUUAUGUUAACGCACUCUACAUAUAAAGAAACUGAGGCACAGAAGCAAUUUCCCCCGGGGUUCAGAGCCCUGUAGGUAGCUGCUCUGUUGUGACUACUUGAGUUCUCUGGCUCCCUAGCUUCCAGGGGAGAAGUGAAAGCAAGGAUUCUUAUCAGCAUCAAAGAACCAUAUAUCCUCUUGAUAGAAAUCUGUGAAAACCCCACACUUCUGCUUUAAAUUCCAUUCUUAGUUCAUUCUUUCCUGGGCUGCCACCUUGUUGCUUCAUCUUAAUAAAAACAGAUUCCAAAAGAAAGUCCGCGUCCUGUGUGUGAUCCUGUGUUAAAAGAUUCAUGAGGGGCUAAAGACGCAGAUGUAAAGAAUGAACUUGAGGACGUGGGGAGGGGGAAGGGUAAGCUGGGACAAAGUGAGAGAG